AUCACCAAAUAAAAUAAAAAAAUUAUCAAAGUAAUGCAUUAGUGCAAUCGUUUGGUAAUAUUUCUAUACUACGCGUCAUUGAGAGUUCGAUUCCAAGUGGCUAGUCGCUAUUUAUUAAUAUAAUUGCCGCAGUGACUAAUAGCGACACUGUUUUAUCGUCGACAAACGGUACCUAGCGUUUGUCUCAGGCGUGUGAGUGACGCUGUACAUUAUUCCUUCCGGUUUGCCGAACCAACCUAACCUUAUUCGUUUCGAAUAUUGUUGACGGCAUUUUCUUCGCGAAAUUACAUUUCACUGUCGCCCCGUUUUCCUCGUCACAGGCAUCACAUUGUUCUUCUGAUUGAUAAGUACCGUAUUAUAACACACAGAAAAAAUGGCAGAAAGCAAAGGAGAUGCUCCCGAAAAUAGAAUUACUAUUAAGGUUGAAUGUAGUAUUGUUGGUCAUUACGAUACUGUCGUCUACAUCUCUAUUAAAAAAACUUCAAAACUGCAAAAAUUAAUGAACGCCUACUGUGAGAGAACUGGUUUUAAUAUUCGGGCAUUAAGAUUUCGGUACAAUGGUUGUUCGGUUAGUGGAAUGGAGACUCCGUCUUUCCUAGAAAUGGAGGACGGUAGCGAAAUGGAUGUCCAUCGAGCACAGGUUGGUCCUGAUGAUUAUACCAAUUUAUAUUUAUUGUAAAUACAAUUUUAUGAUCAACUAAAACAAUAUCAAGAAUUUAACUUUAUUAAGCAAAUAAAUGUUAUAUGAACCGAACAUUAUAGAUGAAAUAUUUACAGUAAUACAUUUUUUGUAAACAAAUUUAUUCUUAUGAUAAUUAUUAUUUUCAUACUCCUUUAGCUUAAUAAUAAAUAAAAUAUACCUAAUCAA
This is a messenger RNA of Aphis gossypii (cotton aphid), 868 nucleotides long. RefSeq names its product small ubiquitin-related modifier 3-like. The transcript is spliced from 4 exons. Gene Ontology annotation, biological process: protein sumoylation. The record is from RefSeq and is a predicted model, not a curated record. Gene Ontology annotation, cellular component: nucleus. Lineage: Eukaryota; Metazoa; Arthropoda; Insecta; Hemiptera; Aphididae. Gene Ontology annotation, molecular function: ubiquitin-like protein ligase binding; protein tag activity. The coding region runs from base 374 to 679 and encodes 101 amino acids.